CCCUGACCUCGAUUGCUUGGUCACGAAGACUUUAAUACUAUCGCUAGUUUUCUGAUUGUUGGCGAACAACCUAGAGAAGAAAGAUGGCUCAGACAACUGCAAGUGGCGGCACCAACGUCGUUAUUUGCCUCGACAACAGCCCGUAUAGUGAAAAAGCAAUCGAAUGGUACAUCAGUUUCUUCCACCGCCCGGACCACCACGUUCACCUGGUGCAUGUGCUAGAAUGGUGGGGAGACGUCGGCCGAAUGAUGAGUCCCCAGCGGAUUCACGAACUAGUGCAGGAGACCGACCAGAAGGCAGAAGACCUCGGCAAACGGUUUGUGCAGCUCUUUCAGAGUAAAGGUAUUUCGUCCGUGGAUUUCCACAAAGUGCACGGCAAGGAUGUGUGGCAUGAGAUUAUCGAGUGCGCCACCAAGGUGCACGCCAAGCUGAUCGUGAUCGGCAGCCGCGGCCAGGGCACGAUCCGGCGCACUCUGAUGGGCAGCAACAGCGACGCCGUCGUGCACCACUCCCACAUCCCCGUGGUGGUGUGUAAAAUCAACGAGUAGGGCUCGCGUUGGCUCAACAUAAUUACCUCAUUCCGAUUCGAGUAUAAUGAAAACUAGUGUAAAAAAAAAAAAAGGUUGUAAGAAAAAAUCACAUAAUAUUAUCCCUCAUGAAAUAAAGCACUAUUUAAACAUAAUUAUGAUAAUGACUGACAGAUUGCAUUUGUAUAAUUAAGAUGACUGACAGAUUGCAUUUGUAUAAUUAGGAUGACUGACAGAUUGCAUUUGUAUAAUUAAGAUGACUGACAGAUUGCAUUUGUAUAAUUAGGAUGACUGACAGAUUGCAUUUGUAUGAUUAUGACCAUGAGUAACAGAACAGAACAGAACAGAACAGAACAGAACAGAACUUUAUUUCACUCAACUGAUUGCAUUCGUUUUACAAGCCAGCUUAGUAUAGAAUGUUAAUUUCAGCAUUCUGUAAGGCACGAUUUUAUGUUUCUGAGAAUUGAAAUUUAUUGGAAAAGAGUUUAUGAGUUACGCCCACAAAACCUCAGACAACCCAUGACUAUGGCAUUGUGGCAGUGAUGUUCUAAAUUCAAUGUGUGAACAAAAAAUGUUUUUUUAAACAAAAAUAGAUUUUGGUUUGCGACAGACAAACGAGAGUAUCGUUCUCGUAAUUUUUAAAGGGUUGAAUUUUGGGCUUACAUAAUAAAUUCCGGUUGUUUUCAUCUCCAUCUUGCUUUUGUUGAUAGACUUCACUUGAGAAUACUUUCUGAAAUAAAGUGGUCUGUAGUGUUUCUCCAACAUAACGCAAAAUAUAAUAUUUAAAGUGAAUGUAGUAAAAACAGGGUUUAUCACUAACUAGUCUUGUUGGAAACCUAUUCUGUUAAUUUUAGUAUGGCACCUGAAUAGUUAUAAAUAGGUUGUAUGUGCGUAUAUCAGUAAAACUGUAAAAUUGGUGAUCAACCUUUUCAUGAUGAGAUCAAACAUUUGUAUAUCUCUGUGUUAUUUUAUAGUCCCAAGAAACUCGGUUAGCUGUUUGUAACUAAACAUCAACCAAAGAGUAACUAGCUGUAACUACAACAUGACUAUAACUUGGUGUCUGUCAGUUCUCACAGUAGUUAUAAGUAUGAUGAUUGACAUUGAAGUUACAGUUCAUUGUUGAUUGUUAUUACCGAGUCAUGAUACUUGCUCACGUUGCAUUGUACGUUUUUAUUGUUUGUUUGAAAAUGGUUACAUUUGUAAACAGAAAAGAACGCAUUACUAUGCUGUCUAUAUGUUGUACUUUUGGGGCAUUUUAUUUGUUGUUGUUGUUUUUUGUUUUUGGGGGUUGUGUUUUUUUUUUUUAGGGGGGGGGGGGGCGGGGGUAUGUGUUUAGGCAGAGGUCAGUUUGUUGAGUUUCGAGGGGUGUUUUGUUUGUUUGUUUAACCUCGCUACUCCUUUCAUUUCUUCUCUUUAAAUUCCUUCUCCUUUUUUCCCCGACCUGACAGCUCCUUACCUCCACAUCCCAGUCCUUGUCUCAACCGCGACACGUUAUUGUAUCUUUUUAUGGCAUGAUCAAUAAAAGGGUAACACAGUUUUGUCCGUUCUAACUGUUUCACUGUCUGUUGACUACUAGUAUUCAGAACAUAAUCUAACCUAGUGGUGUAGUUACUUACCUUACCCUAAGCCUCAGCCUCAGCCUCAGCCUAAUCCCCUCCAAGCUAGAUGGGGUUUUGGGGUGUGUUUUUUUUUAACUUCGAACGGCUUUGAGAUAUGAUCGGGUCAAACGGUCAGUGUUUGUCUUUUCAAAUACAAUAUAUUUUACUUUAGUACAGAUAAUACUUUUGAGUUGGCAGUCUUCUGCUGGCUUUCUAUAUGUACGAUUUUCACGUCCGUCAUUCGUCAAACGCAAAACACGCUCUCCUGCUAACCUUAUUGUGCACUUUCCAUGUGUCUGUGUCUGUGACUGUGAGUGUCCAAAACACGUCAUCAGACCCCGUUUUAAUCGCAACCCGAUGCGGUUGGGGUUUUCCUGCGGAUGACGUGCCGGGUCGAACCUGGAAUGCCCGGCGAUCUCGUCUUAAAUCCCUGGCUGUUCACAAUGUUUGCAGCAUAGUGAAUAUAAGUGUACAUUAAAAUAACCCGUCAGUCUGUGAAGUCGUAUAUAUAGAAAGUGUUUUACGUACAAAAUAUGUCCCAUGUCAGACUGAUCACGCUCAAUGGAUGACUGAUGGCAUACGUAUGGAAAACCAGCUUUAUGCACACACUGUUUAACUUCAUAAUUUAUUCACCUUUAAUAACGUGUGUGGUUUGGCAUCAUGCUGUAAAUACAAAUGAUUAAGCAGAAUACAAUGAGACAUGUAGUGACGCCCUGUGUUGACUUGCAGUUUGUCUCAGUCCAUCUGCAAAUGACAUAUUUAACAUUCAUUGUAUUUAACUAGUUGGCUAACGUCAAUAUAAUUAUACCAGCAUGGCUUUGGGGUAACGAACGUUUUGGUUUUUUAGCUAGUUUGAUUUCUUUUUGUCAUAAUAAUAUACAAUUCUGUUUUUGUACUUUUCUUGAUUUUUAUAUUGUAUUCAGAUUAAUAUGUUAAUAUAUCCGUAAAUGUUUAUUUCUUGUAAUAAAGUAGUGAAAGACAAA
Gigantopelta aegis is the source of this 3108-nucleotide messenger RNA. Its product is annotated as universal stress protein G-like. The transcript has 4 exons. NCBI's taxonomy places the organism in Eukaryota, Metazoa, Mollusca, Gastropoda, Neomphalida, Peltospiridae. The coding region runs from base 84 to 548 and encodes 154 amino acids. The record is from RefSeq and is a predicted model, not a curated record.